AUGGAGCUCUGUGAAUUCCAGCGUGGUACCAUGAAAGGAUGCCACCUGGGCAACGAGUCCAGUCGCAUCAGGGACUUUUCCAGUGCUAUUAAUUCAUCUACUUUUCACAUCUGCAGUGGACUGUCCCCAGUCUUUGAGCUGCCUCAAGGCUUGUGGUCUGUGGUCCCCCCUCUCUGGCAGCAAGAGGCCACUGGUCACUGGCCUGAUUCACUCUUAGGCUUUUUGGAGGAGGAUGCAAACUCAGUGUUGGAACUAAAUGAACAAUGUGACUUAAAUUUCAAGGAGGUUUUUGUACAGACACUGAAUGAGGUUGUAUCACUGUGGUGGACUUUUGGUGGAGGAACUCGACUCUCUGUUGGAAGUGAUGCUCGGCCCACCCUCACAGUGUUGCCCCCCUCCAGUGUGGAACUGAAGCAGGGGAAGGCUACACUGGUGUGUUUGGCCAACAAGGGCUUCCCCUCAGACUGGACGCUGAGCUGGAAGGUGGACGGUAUCAGCCAGACGUCAGGUGUGAGUGUGAGUGGGGGCGUGCUGGAGAAGGGAAACGGCCUCUACAGCUGGAGCAGCACCCUGAGCCUCACUGAGCAGCAGUGGAGGAACAUACAAGCAGUGAGCUGUGAGGCCAGACAGGGCAGCCAAAGCCCAGUCACCAACAGCCUGACCACACAGCAGUGCUAGUGUUUCUGCUGAUGAGCUGCUCAAUAGUUUCUCAGCUCCAUUUCAGAUUUUGUUGUUCUCAGUUCAAAAUCUUAU
Molecule: messenger RNA, 753 nt
Organism: Colossoma macropomum (tambaqui)
Lineage: Eukaryota; Metazoa; Chordata; Actinopteri; Characiformes; Serrasalmidae
Product: immunoglobulin lambda-like polypeptide 1
Exons: 5
Coding region: 1-678 (225 amino acids)
Source: RefSeq, a predicted model, not a curated record